Molecule: messenger RNA, 3230 nt
Organism: Gallus gallus (chicken)
Lineage: Eukaryota; Metazoa; Chordata; Aves; Galliformes; Phasianidae
Gene: CAMK4L
Product: calcium/calmodulin-dependent protein kinase IV-like
Exons: 12
Coding region: 407-1507 (366 amino acids)
Biological process (GO): protein phosphorylation
Molecular function (GO): calcium/calmodulin-dependent protein kinase activity; ATP binding; calmodulin binding
Source: RefSeq, a predicted model, not a curated record
GGCACGGCCGAGCCGGGAGGGAGCGGCGCCGGGUGGGGGUGCGGCCGGGGAGGGCCCCCGAGCGCUGCAGCCCCGCGUUUCCCCCUUCCUCUACCCCCGCACCAACGUCCCUGCGGGCCCGCAAGCUCACGCACGGGCAUCCCUAUUCCCUGCAUCUCGGUGUUCCCGCAUCCACGCCUCCCCGCAUCCCUCCAUCACCGCAUCCCUCCGUAACCCCACCCCAGGGCUGAAAAUCCUUACCCUACCCAGGAGGGGAGCAGCGGGGGCAGCAGACGAGCGCGGGGGGGGGGGCCGCCCAGCCCCGCACGCAGCGCCCACCGUGCCCGCAGCCGCCCCGCGCCGGGGAUGAGGGAGCGCCGGGGGGGAUACGGCUCCGCCGAGCAGCCACGCCGCAGCUAACGGCACCAUGCCUUCCUCCAAGACGGAUGGUGAGUAUUGGAUCGAUGGAUCCCACCGUGAGGCCGCCCUGGAGGACUUCUACGUCGUGGGCCCCGAAUUGGGACGGGGAGCCACCUCUGUGGUGUACAGCUGCGAGGAGAAGGGCACACGUACCCCAUAUGCUGCCAAGAUCCUGAAGAAGACAAUUGACAAAAAGAUCGUGAGGACGGAGAUCGGGGUCCUGCUGCGCCUCUCACACCCCAACAUUAUCAAACUGAAGGAGAUCUUCGAGACGCCCUCGGAGAUCGCGCUGGUGCUGGAAUUGGUGACGGGAGGAGAGCUCUUUGACAGGAUCGUGGAGAGGGGGUUCUACAGUGAGCGGGAUGCAGCCCACGUGGUCAAGCAGAUCCUGGAGGCGGUGUCGUAUCUGCAUGAGAAUGGAGUGGUGCACCGGGACCUGAAGCCGGAGAACCUGCUGUAUGCAGACCUGUCCCCCGAUGCGCCCCUAAAGAUCGGUGACUUCGGGCUCUCCAAGAUCGUGGAUGAGCAGGACACCAUGAAAACUGUCUGUGGGACGCCGGGGUACUGUGCCCCUGAAAUCCUGCACGGCUGCCCCUAUGGCCCUGAGGUGGACAUGUGGUCGGUGGGCGUCAUCACCUACAUCCUGCUCUGCGGCUUCGAGCCCUUCUUUGACCCACGUGGGGACCAAUACAUGUACAGCCGCAUCCUCACCUGUGACUACGAGUUCGUGUCCCCAUGGUGGGAUGAGGUUUCCCUUAACGCCAAGGACCUGGUCAGGAAGCUGAUCGUCUUGGAUCCCCAGAAGAGGCUGACAGUCUAUCAGGCUCUGGAGCAUCCCUGGGUCACCGGGAAAGCCGCCAAGUUUGCCCACAUGGACAGCACGCAAAAGAAGCUGCAGGAAUUUAACGCCAGGAGGAAACUGAAGGCUGCCAUGAAAGCCGUGGUGGCUUCCAGCCGCUUGGGCAACCACGGCCAUCACGACUGCUCCAGGAGCCGGGGGGGUCCCCGGGGGAGGGAGAGCACCGAGGCCACCUCUGCAUCCGAGGAGUUGGAGGCGUUCCCUGCUGUGCCCACCGUGCCCGUCAAUGGGGCGAGCUGCAGGAGCUGACGGUGCCCGGCUCCCAGCGGCACUGCGGGGGCUCUCGGGGUGGCCGUGGGGAUGGCAGCGUGGGGUGCAUCCCUGCUUGGUGUCGUGGUGCCGCCGUGGCUGUGUGUCCAUCCCCACCCUGCAGGGAAGCAGUGCUGGCGACUCCGUCUUCCAGCAACUCAACAGCUUUGGCUGCUGUGGCGUUAUGGGGGCGCCCCAACGGCUUAAAAACGAGGAGCAAACAGCAGAAACAAAAGGGUUCCUUUCCCCUUCCCAACAAAGGCAGCCAGUUAUCUGUACAACAGAGUUCUGUACAUAGCCCUCAAAAGGCAUCACUGCAGAGGGGAGGGGUGGCCAGCAAUGUGCGCUCAGCCUCCGGCCCCAUUGCACCCACCAACCCCACUGCAGAGGGGGGGGAUCGGACCCCCCUUCCCCCCCCCCCAAAACGUCUGCCUGCAGCUCCUCGGUGUCUUUAGGUGGUAGAUGAGCUCUGUUUGAUUCGUGCUUUCGUGACACUCCGGUUCCAUUCGUUCUGGUGUUCAGUCUCGGUGUGCUGUGUGGGAGUCGUAGGGCUGUCAGUGGGGAGUGCUGCCUCCGUUGCAUUCCAGGUACGGCUGACGCAGGUUUUAAUGGGGAACAAUGCAAUUAUUUCUGCGGAGCAGUGUCAGACUUUGUAACACGUAACGGUGCUGUUGUUUCUUCAUUGGGGGCGAUGAGUUUAUACGCAUUUCCGUUUGGUUUUUUAAGACUAACGAAACCCGGGGACAAACUUCUCGAAAUGAGAUCUUUUUUUUUUUAGGCGUUUAUUUACCAAUCCAUCUGUGUGGAUUUUAAUACAGAACCAGAAAUGAGACAGGAAAAGCCAUACUGCGUGCGCUGGAGAGGAGGGACUACACAAUAAAGAUACAGCUUUGCUUAAGCUGAGAGCUGCAACUGCAGACCCGGGGCUGGGGAGGGUCGGUUGGGGGAUGCAGGAAGGGAAAUGUAACACAGCGACUUUUGUACCUAUUUACAGCACAAACAGAAAUCCUAAGGAUGACAGUAAGGGCUGAUCCAUGCUUUAUUGUGCUCGUUUGUGUUUGGGGUGCCCAUAAAGCCAAUACAGAGGAGGGAUCGGAUGUCAACGGCACGAGAGAACGGACAAAGGAAAUGAUGUUCCUUUUGCUUUGUUGUUUCCUCUCUUCCUCCCCCUGCUUGAACACAGAGGGCAGAACAGAGUGCUGUGCUGAGCUCUGCUCUCCAUCCUGUGGGUGUGCAAACCCCAUGGAAGUGCCCAUUCACAACAACGGGGCCUGAACUCCACGUCUGCUGUUUAUUAAAUCGGGUGUUAACAUUAAUUUAUACACUCUGACGUGAAAGAUAAGAUUUCAACAUCGUGCAGGAGGAGGGCAGAGGGAGCUCAGCACUGGGGAAGGGACAUUGCUCUGCCCUCAGACUGCUCCUGGUGGCAGAAAACAAAGCAUCGCUGGGUAAUAAAACAUCACCCUAGGAGGACAUCCCAGGGGGCGUAGCCAGGAAAAUAAAGGGGUUUGUCUCUUCUGUCAGCAAAGUAUUAUUCCACAGAGAUCUGUACUUGGAGGUAGGGAAAGCAGUGUCAAUCCUAUGGGUGACGCCAUGUCGGUCUGUAUGCUGUUUUCAGGACGUGUUUUAAUAACUGAUUUCUUCGGUCUAGUGGUUACAUUUUCAAUAUCGCAGGUAUUUAUAAAGGAGCAUAGACAGCGAAUAAAAUAUAUAACACCGUUAA